This is a messenger RNA of Telopea speciosissima, 1763 nucleotides long. RefSeq names its product protein NRT1/ PTR FAMILY 3.1-like. Gene Ontology annotation, biological process: transmembrane transport. NCBI's taxonomy places the organism in Eukaryota, Viridiplantae, Streptophyta, Magnoliopsida, Proteales, Proteaceae. Gene Ontology annotation, cellular component: plasma membrane. The record is from RefSeq and is a predicted model, not a curated record. The transcript has 4 exons. Gene Ontology annotation, molecular function: transmembrane transporter activity. Bases 12 to 1763 code for a protein of 583 amino acids.
UAAAGCAGCAAAUGACAGAGAAGAAAGAAGUGCAAAAAAUGGAGAAGAAAGAAAGCCAUGGUGGUUACAGGAAGGGAGGGAUGAGAACAAUGCCCUUCAUCUUCUCAAGUGAGAUUUGUGAGAGAUUGGCCAUGUCUGGUUUUAGUACUAAUAUGCUUAGCUAUUUGACACAACAGCUUCAUAUGCCACUAACCAAGGCAGCCAACACUCUAACAACCUUUGCUGGGACUUCAAGCUUGACUCCUUUACUUGGUGCCUUCAUUGCUGAUGCAUUCUCUGGCAGGUUUUGGACCAUAACAGUGGCUUCCAUUAUAUAUCAAAUAGGAGUGAUGACCUUGACUGUAUCAGCAGUCCUACCAAAGCUAAGGCCACCACCAUGCCAUGGAAAUGAAGUGUGCAAAGAGCCUAAUUCAGGGCAGUUAGCCAUUCUCUGGGUGUCUCUUCUAUUUACAGCAAUUGGGACCGGCGGAAUCCGGCCUUGCGUGGUGGCAUUCGGCGCCGAUCAAUUCGAUGAAACCGAUCCAAAACAAAGGACUAACACAUGGAAUUUCUUCAAUUGGUAUUAUUUCUGUAUGGGCUUGUCUACAGUUGUGGCUGUGACUGUGAUUGUUUAUAUACAAGAAACGAUUGGUUGGGGUUGGGGACUUGGAAUUCCAUCCAUUAUCAUGUUCCUUUCCAUCGUAACCUUCAUAGUUGCGUAUCCACUGUACCGGCAUUUGGAUCCCUCUGGGAGUCCCUACACUCGCUUGGUACAAGUCAUUGUUGCUGCCUUCAGGAAAAGAAAGGUUCUUAUGGUUUCAGAACCAGAAUUAAUGCUCUAUGAGAAUGACGAGCUUGAUGCCUCCAUCUCCAUUACUGGGAAGCUUCUUCACUCUAACCAAUUAAGAUGUUUAGACAAGGCAGCAAUCUUGACAGAGGAGGAGAAAGUUGGAUCUUUAAAGAACCCCAACUUAUGGAGGUUAUGUACAGUCCACAGAGUUGAAGAGUUGAAAUCAAUGAUUAGAUUAUUACCAAUAUGGGCUUCUGGGAUUGUUCUCACAACAGCCUUGGCACAACAAAACACCUUCUCCCUACAACAAGCUAGAACCAUGGAUCGUCACCUUUCUCAUUCCUUCCAAAUCCCACCUGGUUCCAUGUCUGUUUUUACCAUGAUUUCCAUGCUCAUAACACUAUCCCUUUACGAUCGCGUCCUCACCCCUAUCGCUACACGCUUUACGGGUCUCGAUAGAGGCAUAUCCUCCCUCCACCGUAUGGGCAUUGGGUAUUUCAUUUCCAUCUUUGUUACCCUUGUUGCUGGCUUCAUUGAGGUCAAGCGCAAACAUGUAGCCUCUGUUCAUGGACUCACAGAAAAGCCACACUCAACCAUCCCCAUUUCUUUUUGUUGGCUCAUCCCUCAAUAUACUCUCCAUGGUAUGGCUGAAACUUUCACCAUCAUUGGACAUCUUGAAUUCUUAUAUGACCAGGCACCUGAGAGCAUGAGGAGUACGGCUGCUGCACUGCAUUGGACAGCAGUUUCGUUGGGAAAUUAUGUUAGUACAAUGCUUGUGAUGAUGGUACAUUCAAUUACUAAAGGGAGUUGGCUUCAGGACAAUCUAAACGAGGGGAAGUUAGAGUACUUCUACUGGUUGAUCACAAUUUUGCAGGUUUUGAAUCUCAUAUACUAUUUGUUGUGUGCCAAGUUCUAUUCAUGGAAGCCCAUUCAGCUUCACCAAAAAGGGAUUGAUUCCAAAGCCGAAGUCGAACUUGCCGGUCAGCCAGUUUAG